AUGGAGCACCCUACUCCACCAGACUCAGGUUUAAGAUCCCAGAAGCUGCUGGCUCAAAGGAGGCCCCGCCGGUCCUUCUUUGAACCCUCCAUCCGGGCCCUCAUCAUCUUUUGCGCCUCCCUGGCCAUGGUCCUCACCUCCCUCUCCAUCUGCGAUGGCCACUGGCUCCUGGCCGACGACCAUCUGUUCGGGCUGUGGCACUUCUGCACCACCUCGAACCAGGCUGAGCUGCACUGCCUCCGAGACCUGAGGCAGGCCCACGUGCCCAGGCUAGCCUCGGGCAUGGCUGUGGCCCGCAGCGUGGCCACCUUGGCCGUGGUGGUCGCCAUCUUUGGCCUGGAGCUCCUCAUGGUGUCCCAGGUACCCCAGCUCUGCUCUGAGGGGCUGGCCUUGGUGCCGCUGCUGAAGGAGCCGAGGGACACCGGGUACGGCUGUGAGGGAGCUCCCCUGCACCCGGGCAGCCCAUGA
This is a messenger RNA of Lipotes vexillifer (Yangtze River dolphin), 468 nucleotides long. Its product is annotated as voltage-dependent calcium channel gamma-like subunit. The record is from RefSeq and is a predicted model, not a curated record. Bases 1 to 468 code for a protein of 155 amino acids. Gene Ontology annotation, cellular component: membrane. Gene Ontology annotation, molecular function: calcium channel activity; voltage-gated monoatomic ion channel activity. NCBI's taxonomy places the organism in Eukaryota, Metazoa, Chordata, Mammalia, Artiodactyla, Lipotidae. The transcript is spliced from 4 exons.